CAGUGAUCCGGGUGGAGGAAAUUUGGGAGGAGUGUCCGGGGGGCAGCAACUUAAAAGGGGGAGGGAACUGCGGCUAAGGAGACGUUCGGUGAUGGGACCGCAAUGUAUGAGGGGAUACCGUGCCUCAGGUUUAAAAGAGCAGGAAGCUGAGUGAGAGGCUAGAGAAAAAGUGCCUUCGCUAGGCGGAGGUUACAGGUGGUGUCUCGGAAAGAGCUCCGAGGCUGUAGGCUGUAGUCGGGAAGAAGAUCGGAGAACUGUGUGGAAGGGGCAGCUAGGGGACGAGGGUGCAGGGACGAGGGGGAACUUCGCGACUUUCUGAGGACUGGUAGGAAUGUGCCUCCUGGCCCUCAGUGCUUCCCCCCUGGGGGGAGGCAUCGUGAGGGACUGUGGCAGGCUCCAGUGAACGCUGAGCCGCGGAGGUCCAACUCCACGUAUGGAUCCAGGGAAUGAGAAUUCAGCCACAGAGGCUGCCGCGAUCAUAGACCUCGAUCCUGACUUCGAACCCCAGAGCCGUCCCCGCUCCUGCACCUGGCCCCUUCCCCGACCAGAGCUCACUACUGAGCCUCGCGAGCCGUCCGUGGUGGAGCCUAGUCUGGGAGAGAAGGUACACACGGAGGGGCAUUCAGAGCCCAUCCUGUUGCCCUCUAGGCUCCCAGAGCCGGCAGGGGGCCCCCAGCCCGGGAUCCUGGGGGCUGUAACAGGUCCUCGGAAGGGAGGCUCCCGCCGGAAUGCCUGGGGAAAUCAGUCAUAUGCAGAACUCAUCAGCCAGGCCAUUGAAAGCGCCCCGGAGAAGCGACUGACACUCGCCCAGAUCUAUGAGUGGAUGGUCCGCACUGUGCCCUACUUCAAGGACAAGGGUGACAGCAACAGCUCAGCUGGAUGGAAGAACUCGAUCCGCCACAACCUGUCCCUGCAUAGCAAGUUCAUCAAGGUUCACAAUGAGGCCACUGGCAAGAGCUCUUGGUGGAUGCUGAACCCCGAGGGAGGCAAGAGCGGCAAGGCACCCCGCCGCAGGGCAGCCUCCAUGGAUAGCAGCAGCAAGCUGCUCCGAGGCCGCAGCAAGGCCCCCAAGAAGAAACCAGCUGUGCUGCCAGCUCCACCGGAAGGCGCCACUCCCACCAGCCCUAUCAACCACUUCGCCAAGUGGUCGGGCAGUCCUUGCUCUCGAAACCGGGAAGAAGCCGAUGUGUGGACCGCCUUCCGUCCACGAAGCAAUUCAAACGCGAGCACAGUGAGCACCCGGCUGUCCCCCAUGAGGCCCGAGUCGGAGGUGGUGCCAGAGGAGGAGAUGCCAGCCUCGGUGAGCAGCUAUGGAGGAGGUGUCCCACCCACCCUGAACGAAGAUCUAGAGCUGUUAGAUGGGCUCAAUCUCACAUCUUCCCAUUCCCUGCUGGCCCGGAGUAGUCUCUCUGGCUUCUCCCUGCAGCACCCUGGGGUGACGGGCCCCUUACACACCUACAACACCACCCUCUUUGGCCCAGCAGAGGGGCCCCUGGCGGCAGGAGAGGGGUGCUUCUCAAGCUCCCAGUCUCUGGAGGCCCUGCUCACUUCUGAUACGCCACCACCCCCUGCUGAUGUCCUCAUGACCCAGGUAGAUCCCAUUCUGUCCCAGGCGCCAACACUUCUGUUGCUGGGGGGGGUGCCUUCCUCCAGUAAGCUGGCCACAGGAGUUGGCCUGUGUCCCAAGCCCCUGGAGGCCCCAGGCCCCAGCAGUCUGGUUCCCAGCCUUUCUAUGCUAGCACCCCCUCCAGUCAUGGGAGGUGCUCCGGCCCUGGGUACUCCUGUGCUCACACCUCCUACGGAAGCUGCAAGCCAAGACAGAAUGCCUCAGGAUCUCGAUCUGGAUAUGUACAUGGAGAAUCUGGAGUGUGACAUGGAUAACAUCAUCAGUGACCUCAUGGAUGGAGGCGAGGGACUGGACUUCAACUUCGAGCCAGAUCCCUGAGUCGUGGCUAGAAGCCUUGUCCCCUGCUUCAGAGGUGGAGCCAGGCGUGUCCAUAUACACUCUUUUCCCUUGGAGCCCUCCCCAGGAAUUUGGGCCCCUGCCUUAGAGUAGGGGUGAGGUCUGGGGAUGGAUACACAUACACACACACAUAUACACAUACACAAUGCUGAGGAAGUUACAAAGCUGCCCCUUAGGGGGACUAUAGCGGGAGGGAGUUGGGAGGGGAAAAGGGAGAGGGUAUAUUCUCACUGUGCCAUUUUGGGGGGUAAGGCCCUUCCUCAGGAGCCAGCCUCUGCUUCCCCCAUGCCCACCCCUUAGGCUUGGUAGCAGGGGUGGGCUGUGCUGUUGGAAAUGUGAAGUCACCAGUGGCCUUACCCCUGCCUUUGGGAGCAGGAUUUUUUUGUAGAGAGUCUUAUCUGAGCUGGGCCAGGCUAGGUUGAGCCUGGGAUUUUUAUGCAGUGGCCCCUUAGGCCCGUGGU
Messenger RNA from Lepus europaeus (European hare), 2424 nucleotides. It is a transcript of the gene FOXO4, whose product is annotated as forkhead box O4. Gene Ontology annotation, biological process: regulation of transcription by RNA polymerase II. The transcript is spliced from 3 exons. The record is from RefSeq and is a predicted model, not a curated record. Gene Ontology annotation, cellular component: nucleus. Lineage: Eukaryota; Metazoa; Chordata; Mammalia; Lagomorpha; Leporidae. The coding region runs from base 434 to 1945 and encodes 503 amino acids. Gene Ontology annotation, molecular function: RNA polymerase II cis-regulatory region sequence-specific DNA binding; DNA-binding transcription factor activity, RNA polymerase II-specific.